AUGGUGCUAGUCCCUAUAGAACAACGUAAAUUUCCCAAGACUUUAGUUUUAUUUGAUGUCGAUGGAACUUUGACUCCUGCUCGUUUGAGCAUCUCUCCUGAAAUGCUUGAUUGCUUGCAGAAGCUUCGUCAAAUCGUUGCUGUUGGGUUUGUUGGCGGCAGUGAUUUGAACAAACAACAAGAACAGCUCAGUGUUAGUGGGGAAAAUGUCGUCAACUCUUUCGAUUACUCUUUUGCUGAGAAUGGAUUAACUGCUUACCGCUAUGGUGAGCAGCUUGCCAGUCAAUCAUUUAUCCAGUAUAUUGGUGAAGAAAGAUACCAAAAGUUGGUGAACUUUUGUUUACACUACAUUGCUGACUUGGACAUCCCCAUUAAGCGUGGUACUUUUGUUGAAUUCCGUAAUGGAAUGGUCAAUAUUUCCCCCAUUGGCCGUAAUGCUAGUAAUGAAGAGCGUCGAGAGUUUGAGCAAUUUGACAAGGUUCACAACAUCCGUUUGAAAAUGGUAUAUGCCUUGCGCGAAAAAUUUGGUGAUUAUGGCUUAACCUUCUCGAUCGGUGGUCAGAUUUCUUUUGAUGCUUUCCCUACCGGUUGGGACAAGACUUACUGUCUUCAGCAUAUUCAAAAGGAAGGUUUUGAAACCAUCCAUUUCUUCGGUGACAAAACAUUUACCGGAGGCAAUGACUACGAAAUUUAUGAGGAUCCUCGUACUAUUGGUCAUACUGUAACUUGCCCUGAGGACACAAUGAAGCAACUUCAAGAAUUAUUUUGCAUUUAA
Molecule: messenger RNA, 774 nt
Organism: Schizosaccharomyces osmophilus
Lineage: Eukaryota; Fungi; Ascomycota; Schizosaccharomycetes; Schizosaccharomycetales; Schizosaccharomycetaceae
Gene: pmm1
Product: phosphomannomutase Pmm1
Exons: 2
Coding region: 1-774 (257 amino acids)
Biological process (GO): GDP-mannose biosynthetic process; mannose metabolic process; protein N-linked glycosylation
Cellular component (GO): cytosol
Molecular function (GO): phosphomannomutase activity
Source: RefSeq, a predicted model, not a curated record